Molecule: messenger RNA, 533 nt
Organism: Amaranthus tricolor (Joseph's coat)
Lineage: Eukaryota; Viridiplantae; Streptophyta; Magnoliopsida; Caryophyllales; Amaranthaceae
Exons: 2
Coding region: 79-426 (115 amino acids)
Source: RefSeq, a predicted model, not a curated record
CUAAAACCCAUAAAUAAAUAUUUCAAAAAAUCCACUAACUUAUCACAAUUACAGAUUUCUUAGAUUUCCGAUAAGACUAUGCUUCUUUCAGGAAAGACCUUCGUAAGCACCAAGCUUUACCACCAUUUCUUCAGAGAAAAAAGCCAAAGAUUCAUUACAACAUUUUCUAAAAAACCACAAUUUUCCGACUCUUCAGACAAUAAAGGAAACCCUAAUUUUGGAUUGAAGAAUUCGAAAAAGCUUUUAGCUCAAUCUGGAAUUGCGAUUCUGGGAUUAGGGUUUGUUGAUGCUGGGUAUAGUGGAGAUUGGUUAAGAAUUGGAGUGAUUUCAAAAGAAACAGAGGAUUUAUUGAAGCUUGCAGCUUUUUUAGUGGUUCCUGUAUGUUUAUUUGUUAUUUUCUUUAUUAAUAGAAAACCUGAAAACUGAAAAUUCAACUUAUGUUCAUCAGAAGUACUCUACUUUGAUUAAUAAACGAUUAUGUAUAUUGAAUGAAGUGACACGUGAUUCUUUGAUUUCAUAACAUAUUACUUUAA